AUGGGUAUACAGCGAGCUCAGAGGGCAUCAAUGGCUCUCACACUCAACUAUGUAGCAUUCGCAAUGGCAGUCUCAGCCGUUACCACCAGCUACUGGUGUGAGGGGACCAGAAAAGUGGUGAAGCCUUUCUGUAUGGGACCGGUGAAAGGCAAGCAGACAUAUUGCAUUCGCUUUAACAGCACCAACGUCAAUGACACAAAACUGGUGCAGUACAUCUACGAGACUGGAGAAGAAAAGUUUCUCAUGAGGAAGUUUCAUGCAGGCAUUUGGUUCUCCUGUGAGCAAACCAUGGACUUAAUAGGAUUUAAUUGUAGGAGAUUUUUUGAGAUUGCACCAGAUCAUGAAAGAGGAGUCCUCUGGUUGUGUAUUGUGGCUGAAUGUCUUUAUAUUGCUCUGCUGUUCACCGGUGGAGCUCUGAUGCUGAUAGAGAUGUGUCCAUGCUUUAGCAUGAUGAACAGGCUCAAGCUCAGUGCCUUUGCAGCUUUGUGCACUGCGCUCUCAGGUCUUUUUGGGAUGGUUGCACAUAUGAUGUUCACCACAGCUUUCCAGCUGGCAGUCCAGCUGGGUCCAGAAGACUGGAGACCAAAGACAUGGGACUACAGCUGGUCUUAUCUUCUGGCGUGGUGUUCAUUCGGCACAUGUAUGGGCUCUGCGGUCACAGCUCUAAACCAUUACACCAAAACCAUCAUUGAGUUUAAGUUCAGGCGGAGGACCAUUGAGAAGAAACUGCGCAUCAAGCAGAGGAUUCUGGAGCUUGACCUGCCAGAAGACUUAUGGUACAUAACAUUAUUACAAGACCAAGCAGACCAACACACUGCUCUGUAUGUAAAUGGCCCUGGAUCAUCCAGCAUCAACCCCAGUAUACUGGACAACUGGGGCAGAGAAUACUGCUGA
This is a messenger RNA of Danio aesculapii, 894 nucleotides long. Its product is annotated as germ cell-specific gene 1-like protein. The transcript is spliced from 5 exons. Bases 1 to 894 code for a protein of 297 amino acids. Gene Ontology annotation, cellular component: plasma membrane. Lineage: Eukaryota; Metazoa; Chordata; Actinopteri; Cypriniformes; Danionidae. The record is from RefSeq and is a predicted model, not a curated record.